GGGGCAUAUCCCCAUGCUGUCCCUGGCCCUGCUCAAGAGUUCUCAGCUAGAUGGGACCAAAGCUUCACUGGCCCGCAGACUCCCACACUCCCACAUCAGCCCCCGGGAGAGAGAGAGCAGAGGAGAGGAGGCAGCAAGGGAACAGAGAGCAACAGGCUGCUGCUAGUGUGCACACUGGCUGAGAGAGAUUCCACAAGGAAGCCCGUUUAUCUCUAGAGCUGUUGAUGAGGCAGUCUGGGUCCACUCCAUCUCAUCUCAGCCUGGAGUCUAGAGGUGGCCAGCGGGGUCCAAGUGUGUACCGCUUGAGAGUGUGUGACUUUAUUUUCCAACUUUUGAACACUGGAACUGUACUGUAAGCAUUAUGACUCUUCUGGGCUCUGAACACUCCAUUCUGAUACGAAGCAAGUUUAGAUCAGUCCUACAGUUAAGACUUCAGCAGAGGAGGACACGAGAGCAGCUGGCAGACCAAGGCAUCAUGCCUCUAAACCAUGGUAAGUUCCAGAAGCAGGAGGACUCUUAUGCGUUCGAGGAAGACAGCAGCAGUGAGAGUCUGUCUCCGGAGCAGCACCACAGUGAUGAGUCGCAGGGCUCGGCCUGCCCUUCAUCGGAGGUUGUCGGCAGUACGCCCUCCUCCUCCUCCUCACCUGUCCUAACCAGCCCACGACAGGGAGGUGCAACCAGAGACCCACCUGAUCAAGGCCAGGAUGAAGGGCUGUCUGAUGCCAACAACAGCCAGGCUUCUCCCCCAAUACCUGUUCCUGCUAUUGUCAAGUCCAAGACUUCAGACAAGAACCGACAGAAGAAGCCCAAAGAUGUGAAGCCGAAGGUGAAGAAGCUCAAGUACCACCAGUACAUUCCUCCGGACCAGAAGGCCGAGAAGUCCCCUCCGCCCAUGGACUCGGCCUACGCCCGACUCCUCCAGCAACAGCAGCUCUUCCUGCAGCUGCAGAUCCUCAGCCAGCAGAAACACGCUCACACACACCCACAGUCGCAGCAGCACUCACACACUCACACUCCAAAGACACAGGCCCAGGCCCAGGCUCAGCAGCGGCAGCCCUCUUUCAGCUACCAGCCUCACCCAGCAACCCAAACCCAGAAAGGAGCCGGUGAGCAGCUGUCAGCCUGUAGCCCCAACGGUCCAUCCAGCCAAGCCAACAGUAACUCCUCCUCCCCAGUCAAGAACACAUACGCCAACCAAAGCAACAUCUCACCGGUCCAACCUGGGCCCCUACCGGCUAAUCUGGAUGACCUAAAAGUAUCAGAGCUCAGGCAGCACCUGCGUAUUCGUGGCAUGCCCGUCUCCGGCACCAAGACGGCCCUCAUCGAGCGCCUCCGACCCUUCAAGGACUCAAACGCCGGCUCCUCGCCCUCUGGCUCCUCUGACAUCACCACAGUGACCUUCCCUGUCACACCCACAGGAUCCCUGUCCUCCUACCAGUCUCCGUCAUCCUCCAGCGCCCUGUCCCAGGGAGGCUACUACCCUUACCCCAGCACCUCCUCCACCCCUCCUAUCUCUCCUGCCUCCUCCGAGCUGUCCCUCAGUGGCUCCCUCCCCGACAGCUUCAGCGACGUGCCCAUGUCCUCGCCGACGCAGUUCGCCCUGCAGCCAUCUCCGGCCCAGCUCGGCAUGGAGGACGGCCUGUGCGGGGGAGGCCCGAGGGCGGGGGAGGGGGGAGGUGUGGAUGGCGAGGAAGCUGAAAAAGAUAAGAUGCUGGUGGAAAAGCAGAAGGUGAUUGAGGAGCUGACGUGGAAGUUGCACCAGGAGCAGAGACAGGUUGAGGAGCUGAGGAUGCAGCUCCACAAGAGGAAACGCUGCUAUGGAGCAACACAGGACACCGUCCCCCCUCCGUCUCACCCCUCCAUGCACCACCAGCAGACUCCAGCCAUGAUGGGCCAGCACUUCUUUGGGGUGACUAUCAAGCAGGAGCCCAUGUCCUUGUCCUCCAGCUGCCCUCUGUCCUCUCCCAAACAGCUGAAGAGCUCUGCUGGCAGCUGCAUGGAGGAUAUGGGACGCUGCAACAACCCCCUCUCCAAUAUAGGGGGCCCCGGAGGGCCACAAUGUAUGGACACUUCCUCUGGCAGCCCCUCCACAAUGUCUGCUUUCCUCAGUCCACAGUGCUCGCCACAAGACUCCCCCAUCGGAAAGCCUUCCAGUAGCUCCCAGCCUUCAUCUCCCAACAAACCCUACUUGCUGUCACCUCCGCUGGGAAGAGACGGCUGCGGUCACCCCCACCCCCAGGCCAAUAACAGAGCACGCAACAUACAGAUGCAGCAGAAGAACGGUGGCCAGGCGGUGAACUGCUCUUAUCCCUCUGACCAAAGAGGUCUUCAGGGAGUCUUUACCAACUCCACUGAUUGUGGCCACAGCGGCUCAGCCAAGCCUGACAACCACAAUAUGCAACCAAAGAUGUCAGUAGUGCCCUCUCCUCGGCAUGUUGGCCAAAAGUGCCAGGUCUCUCCCCCUGCCUUCAGUAGCUCAGAUUCAGAUGCAUCAGACUUAAGACAGCCCCCACGCUAUGAGGAUGCAGUCAAGCAGCAACUGACCAGAAGUCAGCAGAUGGACGAACUUUUAGAUGUGCUCAUAGAGAGUGGAGAGAUGCCAGCUAACGCCAGAGAAGAGAGGGAGAGGGCCUCUGUAACCAAAGUUGUGCCUCACAUUACUGUGUCCCCAGGGUGUCCCGGCCUCCUCAUCCCUAGGUUCCACAGACACUACGAACACCUGUCCCCCACCCAGCUCCCUUACAACCACCCGGCCAAUCACAUCACCGAGAGCCACCUGGAGAAUCUGCUGGGAAGUCCAAUUGGCCGGGGAGGAGAGGUGGCUCUUCAUAAAAUGGCUGCCGAGGACGGGGGUCAGGAAGAUGAAGGAAACAGAGAUGGCGAGGUGUACGGCAGCCCCCACAACCACCACCGCCAGCCUCACCAUCCCCAACAGGACAAACUUCUGACCAACAGAGAUCUGAUGGACACCCCUCUGUCGCCCAUCAGCACCAAGGUGUCCACCGUCUCCGAGGUGCAGGGGAUGGUCAGCAUGACUUUCAGCGAGAUGCCGUGGGAGACGAUGGAGUGGCUGGACCUGACGCCGCCCAGCUUGGCCACGGCCUUCAGUAUUGCUCCUCCCAGUGGGCCCAGCAUCUUCAACACAGAGUUCCUGGAUGUCACAGACAUUAACUUGAACUCUGCCAUGGACCUUCACCUGGAGCACUGGUGAGACCAACGCCGCGACAUGCUAGCAUCAAUCACAAGACACCAGCUUACAAGUAGCUGUACGGAGCGCUGAUAUCAGCUAUAGCCAUGCCAAAGAACUAUUGACUUCUACCUUAACAGCUUCAGUCCAAGUGCCACACUGUGCCUCUUGUUGUAAUACAGUGGGAUGUGACAUUAAGUAGUCCAUUAGCCUACAUUCAAAGACUGGCGGCUUAGUUGAACUACAGAAUUAUAUAUUGACUUAUUCCCUCCACUUCAGAGAAAUUAGGUUCUGGUGUUGCCAUCGUACCCAGAAUCCAAAGACUAGGUCCUUUUUGGACAAGGAUGCGCACAACUGCCACAUAAGUAUGAGAGUGAAGGGUGAAAUGAAGGCUUUCCUAGGUAAUGGAUUACAUGAUUACAGUGCUUUAUACCAACACGUCAUGCAAUAUCAGUGUUACGCUUCCUAGACUUGAAGACACAUUUUGACAAUCAUUGUAUAUUUUCUGAGUCUAUGUUUGUAUUACUGGAAAAAAAAGAAAGGAAUUACAAGUUGAAUAGGAUUGCUUGGUACGGCCAUUUUGUAAAUAUCUUAACUAUCUGUACUGACAGAGACAAGUCUGCAUAUUUUGUCAGUGGUGUGGGAGAAGACACAAACCACAAAUUAUGUAAUCAGUUCAUCAAAUGAUGUAAAUAUGUCAACAUUAUCUCACUGUGCACCUCUAGCUGAAAACACAUUUGUCACAGUUUGAGCUUACAAUGUGUGUAGAAACGGUUGGCAUUCCUUUUGAAGGACCUUUUUUUUUUAAACAAGUUUCUUUUCACUAUUUGGCAUGUUGAACCACAGAAUGACAUUAAGAAAAGAAAUGAAUGUCUUUGGUCUUAUCGGUUUAGAUCGGCAGACACAAUGUACCUUAUUUGCAGCAGCUUUUUUUUUUUAAACAAUUUUUAUUCCAGUUUCCCCUUUACAAUGUAUAAGUAUGUGCUAUUAACUAAAAGCUGUUGAGAGAUAUUAAUAUAGACAAAUCCAACAUCAGUUUUUCAGACAAAUGUUAAAAAAAUUUAAUGAAAAAUGUGUUCUUAAUAAGUAGCUUUUUGUCCUCACAAAUCCCACUCUUUCUAUUCCCAGGCCACAGUUAUUUAUUUUGUGUUGUUAUAUUUAUACUUUAUCCUGUAUUUAUACUGACAUUCCUUUCUCAUAAAUUGGGGCUCUUUGAUUUAAUGGGAAAACUCCAGUGCUGCCAUUAUGACCAUGAACAUUUCUUAGUAUAUCUUACAAAUGUGAUACAAAGUGAAGGAACCACUUCCAAAAGCCAUGCUUUCUUAAAUCACCUUUCUUUAAAGAAUCCUACUAAGUGGACAUGCCUAUGUCUAUUAUUAGCACUUGUGAAUAGGAAAAUGGAAACAGAAAGAAGAGCAAUAAACCUAUCACAGCAAAAUCAUUUCUGCAUUUCCUCUUUUAUUCAUGUCUAAUUCACAAGAAGCACACAAUACAGGUUUUCAAUAUUUUCCAUGGGAAGUUUGUUUGUAACCCUCGAUAAAGAUACAAUAUAAUAUUCAGAUCCUUACUGUGAACACUGCAUAUUAACACAGCAUAACCGUGUAGCAGAGACAGCUUAUACACACAGUAGUUUCACUCACAAGAUCUCAAAGGUUUGUACUUUUGGUCUGUAAAUGUCCUUUCCUGCGAUAUGUAAAAACUUUAAAGGAAGGCGUUGAGUCUCGUCUAACUAUUGUGAAGAAAGCAAAUAAAUAUACAUCCCAAAUGUCAAACUUAUACAUUUCCAACACAUUUCUGUUGCCUGUAGACGUGGGUCUCACUGCGUGUUCUGUUUGACCAAAUCUGUUUUUUUUCCUGUUACUUAUGAAGUGUUGCACUUGUUAAAGGGUUUCUAUGGUUACAUGUAGGCAAUGAAUGCCCAUCUUGAAUAUAUGACAAAGCUGAUAUUUUUCACUUCAUGUCUUCCGUUAUAAGAAUAUUUACAGGGCUUUUUUACCUGGUGGGGUUCAUUUCAUCAUUUUCCCUAAUCAGGAAACAAAAUCACAUCAGACAGAAGCUUCCAUGUUGCUUGGCCACCGACUUGCUUUACUAUUAUAAAAUGAAAAACAGUAUUUGCCUGCAUCCCUGUAUACUACAGAAAGAAGAGCAAUAAACCUAUCACAGCAAAAUCAUUUCUGCAUUUCCUCUUUUAUUCAUGUCUAAUUCACAAGAAGCACACAAUACAGGUUUUCAAUAUUUUCCAUGGGAAGUUUGUUUGUAACCCUCGAUAAAGAUACAAUAUAA
Messenger RNA from Anarrhichthys ocellatus (wolf-eel), 5470 nucleotides. It is a transcript of the gene myocd, whose product is annotated as myocardin. The transcript is spliced from 12 exons. Gene Ontology annotation, biological process: cardiac muscle cell differentiation; positive regulation of transcription by RNA polymerase II; smooth muscle cell differentiation. Gene Ontology annotation, cellular component: nucleus. Lineage: Eukaryota; Metazoa; Chordata; Actinopteri; Perciformes; Anarhichadidae. The coding region runs from base 362 to 3211 and encodes 949 amino acids. The record is from RefSeq and is a predicted model, not a curated record. Gene Ontology annotation, molecular function: transcription coactivator activity.